Dibothriocephalus latus is the source of this 663-nucleotide messenger RNA. Lineage: Eukaryota; Metazoa; Platyhelminthes; Cestoda; Diphyllobothriidea; Diphyllobothriidae. The record is from the annotation of a GenBank genome assembly.
AUGUUUGUGCACAUCCUCAAGAAGCCAAUGUUGUCUGCAUCACGAUGUGGCUCGACUUCAGCUGCAAGCAUCAGUUUUAUGUCCGCUGUGACCAGCAAUUCUCAGUAUCGGUCAGCAAAGGCCGCUGAUCAUUUCCAACAGCCAACAGCAGCCAGUCCUGCCAACUCUCUCAGUCUUGUGUACCUCGAUGUGGAGGGUGCCCCUUCAGCUGACGCAUCUAUGCGCUCUGAUAACAUGCUGAAGCCGUCCACCUAUUCUUCCGACGCUUGUAAACCCACAAGUCUGCCUUCAUACGCUCUCGGAAAUGUGACCUCAGCAAUCUUGACUCAGACUCUUCGUUCGGACCAAUUCAGGCCUUCUCGGGAUCGACCUGUUAUCUAUAACGAACAGAGGCACCUAACUAGUAUGAACGAGGUACCACCUCAAGGCGGGUCGCCAACGAAGACGGCCACGAUGGUGCAGAACAUUUCAAUUUCGGAUAGCACCGAAAGUUUCGCACAACAAAAAUUCUGCAGUCAGUGCGGAGAACGGUUCUUUGAGAAUGCUAAGUUCUGUGGGCUGUGCGGCACCAGUCGGCGCUUUGGUUGCCAGCCCUCCCUUGUGGCCACAGCAGUUCGGCCGAGAGUCAAUCUUGCAUCCGGGCAAGCAGCAUCCAGUCAGUAG